Molecule: messenger RNA, 2434 nt
Organism: Nanorana parkeri
Lineage: Eukaryota; Metazoa; Chordata; Amphibia; Anura; Dicroglossidae
Product: netrin-1-like
Exons: 8
Coding region: 355-2157 (600 amino acids)
Molecular function (GO): protein binding
Source: RefSeq, a predicted model, not a curated record
CUCCUCAGUAGGUUGAGCUCUUCAAACAUUUCUGCCUAGAAAAGGAAUACACACUUCAAAUCUAAACACUCCAACCAUCCAUCCAGAGUCUAAGCUGUGUCAGACAUGCUUCCAGAGUUGCAGGAGGGAGGGAAAUGCUCUGUCCUGAACUCAUAGUAAAGCUAUGGGUGAUUUAAACCAAAUGAGAGAAAAUUAAAUCCACUACAAAACUCUACACUUCAAUGAAAGCAGAUGCCAGCAAAAUGAGGAAAAUGUAAUCUCUAUGCAACUUGGCACAUCUGUUGUACGUCCGCAUCCAACUGUGUCCCAGUAGAUUCAGGAAGGUAAUGUUUCCAACAUCCUGAUUGUUCUGUCAUGCCUCGAAUUUUGUGGGGUUUUCUUCCUUUUUAUAUCAUCUCCUUGCUGUGCCCAGUGCCCAAGGGACAGGAGAGUAAUUCCAACAAAGCUUCAACUCACCGUGUAUCUCCAGAUGGACCUUGCUAUGAUGCCAAACAAAGGCCAAAAUACUGCAUCCCUGAUUUUAUCAAUGUGGCUCUUGGACAAGAGGUAAUCACCUCUAGUACUUGUGGACGAUCACCACAAAAACUGUGUUAUUUUCUAGACUCUACAAAUGUGACAUCAUGCCGAUGUCAGCUUUGUGACCAGAAAAAACCUGACACUUCUUACCCACCUUCAUAUAUGACUGACACAGAUGCUCAUACAUGCUGGAGGUCAGAAAGUGGUAUAACAUUUCCACAAAAUGUGACAUUAACUCUACCGCUGGGACGUAGAUUUGAGCUUGUUUAUGUCAGCUUACGUUUCUGUUCUCCCCGUCCAGACUCUAUGGCAAUCUAUAAAUCUAUGGACCAUGGAAAGACUUGGAUCCCUUUCCAAUUUUACUCUACUCAUUGUCGUCGUGUUUAUGACCAAGCUACUACUAGUGCCAUUACAAAGCCCAUGCAGCAUGAAGCCACUUGUACAGAUUUCCAAACAGGAUUUAAACCUCUCACUAAAGGACUUGUGGCUUUCAUGCCAUUAGCUGGCCGCCCGUCUGCCCGUAGGUUUGAAUACAGCCCAGUUCUACAAGAUUGGGUAACUGCUACAGAUAUCCGCAUAGUCUUUAACCGUCUACACCAUGGUAAGAAGUUGGGUAUCCGCAGGAAGACUGCUUUUUAUGGAGUUUCUGAACUUCAGGUUGGAGGAAGGUGUAAAUGCAAUGGUCAUGCUUCCCGUUGUACUGCUACAAAGGAGGGACUUAUGUGCGACUGUCAACAUAACACUAUUGGUCCAGAAUGUGAUGCUUGCAAGCCAUUUUAUUAUGACAGGCCCUGGCAAAGGGCAACACCAAGCAAUGCACAUGAGUGUGUGGCUUGCGAGUGCAAUCAACAUUCUCAUCGCUGUCGCUUUAAUAUGGAACUCUACAAGCUGUCUGGUAGGAAGAGUGGAGGCAUAUGCUUAAACUGUAAACAUAACACUGCCGGGCGUCAUUGUCACUACUGUAAUCAGGGUUACAAACGCGACUUGAGCAAAGCUAUAUCUAGCCGAAAAGCCUGUAAGCCUUGCCAGUGUCACCCAAUAGGUGCUGUCAAUGCCAUGUGCAAUCAAACAACUGGUCAAUGUCCUUGCAAGACUGGAGUGACUGGCCUAACAUGCAAUCGCUGUGCUCAAGGAUACCAGCAAAGCCGAUCCCCCCAUAUGCCUUGUGUCCGGAUUCAAGAGGAAAUGACUACAACAGCAGCAUAUCCUGUGGAAUGGAAAACAGGAUCAGUCUCUGAAUGCCAGUCCUACUGUAAGCCAUCCCACAGCCGUGUGCACAUGAAUCUACGCAAGUAUUGCAAAAAGGAUUACGUUCUCCGGGCCCAGCUACUGUCUAUGGAGAAAUCUGGAGAAUGGUGGCAAUUUACAGCUAACGUGCUUACAGUAUAUAGACAGCGGAGGGUUCCCAUCAGGCGUGGUGAUCAACCUAUAUGGGUUCCAGAUCAGGAUUUGGCAUGUGACUGCCUCCGUGUUCAAGUAGGCAAGUCUUAUUUGAUCAUCGGUAAUGAUGAGGAAUCUCCAGAUCCUGCUCGUCUGAUACUGGAUAAGAAUAGCCUGUCACUGCCUUGGCGUGAUGUUUGGGCACACAAACUGAGACGGUUUCAGCAGCAAGACCGGCGAGGAAAAUGCAGGUCAGGAUAAAUAGAUCUUAGUGCCACGGAUAUUGUUUAGUGUCAGUUGUCUCAGAACAAGAACCCAUUUAGAUUGAAACAUUAAUGAUGGCCUGCUAGCUGCAGUUAUUGCUACCUCUAUAAUACUACAUUUGUCAACUGGAAAAUACAGCAAGAAAUGCAAGAGACCGUAAGAAGAGGCAAAGCCUGUUACAAUCUGUAAUAUAAGUAUUUGUAGAAAAAAAAUAUGCUGCUUUUUUCUCCUUUGCUGUCUGAAAUACAGAAUAUAAUUUUUGUGGGUGUGAUAA